Arabidopsis lyrata subsp. lyrata is the source of this 3203-nucleotide messenger RNA. Its product is annotated as RNA-binding protein 28. The transcript is spliced from 18 exons. The record is from RefSeq and is a predicted model, not a curated record. Gene Ontology annotation, molecular function: RNA binding. Lineage: Eukaryota; Viridiplantae; Streptophyta; Magnoliopsida; Brassicales; Brassicaceae. The coding region runs from base 66 to 3032 and encodes 988 amino acids.
CAUCUUCAGCCCUCUUCCUCAAAACCCUAAUCGUAAUCUCUCGCUAGAGUGCUUAAGGUCUAUCAAUGGGGAAAAACAAGAGAGAGAGGAAAGAUGGAGAAGAAAAAUCUCCACAGUCUGCCACCACUGUUUGCGUGUCUGGCUUGCCUUAUUCCAUCACCAACGCUCAGCUUGAAGAAGCCUUUAGUGAAGUUGGUCCCGUCAGGCGUUGCUAUCUGAUCACAAAUAAGGGUUCUAAUGAACACCGUGGCUUUGCGUUUGUUACAUUUGCUUUACCAGAAGAUGUUAACCGUGCCAUUGAGUUGAAGAACGGUUCUACUUUUGGGGGCCGUAGGAUUACUGUUAAACAAGCCACAAAUCGACCUUCUCUUAAAGAGCGUCGAACUAAAGCAGUUCAAGGAAUCUCUUUACCUGAUGAUUCCCAGGCACAGAGUGACAAGGACACUUUGAUCCCCGAGACAGACGAGAAAGUUCCUCCACCUGAAACAAAAGUAGAGAAGCCAAUUGAGCGCAAGAAAGUAGAGAAGCCAAUUGAGAGCAAAAAAGUAGAGAAGCCAAUUGAGCGAAAAAAAGUAGAGAAGCCAAUUGAGAGCAAAAAAGUAGAGAAGCCAAUUGAGCGCAAACAAGUAGAGAAGCCAAUUGAGCGCAAAGGACCAACAAAGCUUCAUGUUGAUUUACCUGAUAAAGAAACAUGUUCAGAUAAGCAAAGAGUUGCAAGAACUGUAAUAUUUGGUGGGCUUGCUAAUGCUGAGAUGGCAGAGGUAGUCCAUAGUCGAGUCAAAGAAAUUGGGACUGUGUGCUCUGUCAGAUAUCCCCUACCCAAAGAAGAGCUCCAACAAAAUGGUCUUACCCAAGAUGGAUGCAGGGCAGAAGCAUCAGCUGUUCUCUUUACGAGUGUCAAAUCUGCUUGUGCCGUUGUUGCAAAAUUACAUCAAACAGAGAUAAAGGGAAAUCUCAUUUGGGCUCGUCAGCUUGGUGGGGAGGGUUCAAAGGCUCAGAAGUGGAAACUAAUUAUACGAAAUCUUCCUUUCCAGGCUAAACCUAGUGACAUUAAAGAGGUCUUUUCAGCAGUAGGGUUUGUCUGGGAUGUUUUUAUUCCUAAAAAUUUUGAAACUGGGCUACCUAAGGGUUUUGCAUUUGUCAAAUUCACGUGUAAGAAAGAUGCAGAAAAUGCAAUUCAAAUGUUCAAUGGGCACAUGUUUGGUAAAAGGCCUAUAGCUGUAGACUGGGCUGUACCUAAGAAUCUUUACAAUGGUGCUGCUGAUGCCACUACUGCUUCAGCAGAUGGUGACCAAAAAGGAAGCGACGGGGACAGUGAUAACAGUAGUGUUGAUUUGGAGGAGGUUGAUGAUGCUGUAGAAAGUCACCCACCUUCAGGAGAUGAUACUGAUGAUGAGGAGGAGGAUGGCAGUAACAAACUGAGUGAAUCAGAUGCACUGGAGAAAGAUGUUGGGACCGAUGUGAAUUUUAAAGAGGAAGCAGAUGUUGCGAGAAAGGUUCUUAAGAACUUGCUUGCGUCUUCAAAAGGUUCUAUUGCUUCUCCUGAUGGUGAGACAGAGGAGUCGGAUAAAAGCAAACUUAAAAAUUCAUCAACUAAGCCAGUCGCUGACUCUUCUGGUGUCUCUGAACCUUUGAAAUCCGGUAAAACUAAAGAGGUGGCUCCUAAAGAAACGCAGGAAAAUGAGCAUUUUGAGAGAACUUUAUUUAUAAGAAACAUCCCAUUUGAUGUUACUAAGGAAGAAGUCAAACAGAAGUUUGCUGUAUUUGGGGAAGUUGAAUCUUUAUUCCUGGUUCUCAACAAGGUCACAAAACGGCCAGAAGGGACUGCUUUUCUCAAGUUCAAAAAAGCAGAUGCAUCAGUUGCAGCCAUAUCAGCUGCCAAUACUGCCUCAGGUGUCGGUGUCCUUCUUAAAGGCAGACAACUGAACGUUAUGAGAGCUGUGGGUAAGAAAGCUGCACAUGACAUAGAACUCAAAAAGACAGAGGAGAAGAAUGUUGACCAUCGGAAUCUUUAUCUUGCUAAGGAAGGUCAGAUCCUUGAUGAUUCACCUGCUGCUGAGGGUGUGUCUGCGGAAGAUAUGGACAGGCGACGAAGAUUGCAUGAAAACAAAAUGAAAAAGCUUCAGUCUCCUAACUUCCAUGUAUCUCGAACAAGGCUUGUGAUCUAUAAUUUGCCCAAAUCCAUGAAUCAAAAGCAACUACACAAGCUCUUAGUUGAUGCUGUUACCUCACGAGCUACAAAGCAGAAGCCGGGUAUUCGACAGAUCAAGUUCUUACAAAAUGAGAAGAAGGGUAAAGUUGAUACUAAGAACUACUCCCGUGGAGUUGCCUUUGUCGAGUUCACGGAGCAUGAACAUGCUCUAGUGGCCCUGAGAGUACUUAACAACAAUCCUGAAACAUUUGGUCCCCAGCACCGCCCUGUUAUAGAAUUUGCUGUUGAUAAUGUCCAGAAGCUGAAGAUACGAGAAGCUAAGCAGCAGCAGUUUCAGCAACGUGAUAAACACAAUGAAUCUGAGCAGCAGCAGUCGAAUGGCGAAGCGCAGGCACCUGACAAUAAAUACAAACGAAAAACGAGGGAAGGGGAUAACAGUGGUCCAAGGAAAGAGAACGCAGCCAGGUUUAAGAAGGGACCUGGUCGCCCAGGUGUAGAGAGUAAAGAAGAAGCAAAAUCCAAUAUAGCAGUAAAGGAUGAUGCAGCAGAGAAGAAGAGACCUAUACGCACACAGGAAAAACCGUCUUCAAACAAGAAAGGCCAAUUGAUGAGACAGAAAGAGACAACUGAGAAACCAAAUCCAAAGAUUUCCAAAGAUUUGAGGGAACCAAGAAAAAGGAAGUUUGGGGAGGAUAGAGGUGAAGAGAAUAUAAAUGGACAGAGGAAGAGGAAGAAGAAGCAAGGUCAAGGUGGUGCAGAGGUUGUGGACAAACUUGAUAUGUUGAUUGAGCAAUACAGGUCUAAGUUCUCGCAGAGCUCAGCCAAAACCGGCCCACAAAAACAGAGUUCCGGUCAAGUCAGGAGGUGGUUCGAAUCCUGAGACUUUUAAUCAAAUGUCAGUUUUGAUCCUCAAGUUUCAUUGUAUUGUUUUUUAUACCGUCUUAAAAAUCUCCAAAGUGUUGAUUCCUGAAAACACGUCCUUGUUUUGAUUUUGUAUUGUCAGAACUAGACCGAACUCGAACCUUAUCAAAUCAGGAUUUAUUUUGUUGAA